GUUUUGAUUGUUUUUUUUUUUUUCCUCCCCAAGUUUUCCUUUGGAACGUGUGUUUGUCUUAUUUUGGCAGUUUUACGAGCAGACCAGCGUGUUCCUUCGGCUGUUUUAUUUUGAAAACGCUUACCGGAAGCUAUGCGUCGUCAUCUUUGACUGACUUUGACAGUCUGGACUGCGGUUCGCAGCCUUUCUCCGGCGAGGCGGCUGUCAUCGUGCAGGUGGAAUGUGCGCAGUUUAGCCGCUGGUAGGAGGCUUGCAGCCGGGAACACCCGGAGUCACACGCUUCGAUGAGCGCUCGUUGUCGUGUCGGAUGCUGACACUUUGUUUUUGUCGGCUGGCGCAGUCCGCCUCAGCUCAGCUGGGCUCGCAUGUGAUGCCCCACAGUACUGCGGAAAGUCACUCUCCAGACAAUUUCGCGCAGUAACAGUUUUUUUUUUUUUUUUUGUUCAUCAGCGCUCCCCGGCCAUGAUGGAUGAAGGAACUUCUUGUGAGAACACUCCGGAGUUGAGAGACGUAGAGGCGAAAAUCGGCCGGAAGACCCCCGAGGGUUUGCUCAGGUGGAUGCGGGAAGAGGCAUCCUCUCUCCGGGGAGAAGACAAACUGGCCCCCGCCGCGCAGGAAAUCGCGAAGGGCACUGGAAAGAAGAGCCUGGAUGAAAAGAUAAGAAAACUGAAGACUGAGAUGGCACACUUGCGCUCGGUGGACAUUAAGAUCCUACAGCAGCUGCUGGCUGUCCACGAGGGCAUCGAGGCCGUCAAAUGGUUGCUGGAGGAGCGCAGCACACUGACAAGCCGAUGCAGCAGCCUGACCAGCAGCCAGUACAGCCUGGGCGAGGGCCCCGACACCUCCUGGAGAGGCUCCUGGAGCAGCCUUCAUGACCCCAACGACAAGAUGGACAACAUUUCCAUCGGCAGUUACCUGGACACGCUGGCAGAUGAUAUGGAUGAAUACUGCCCCUCGAGCUCAGAGUCGGUCAUCUGCUCUUCCAGGCCACAGGUCUCAGAGGCUACUGCUGGGGGCCGGACAGCGGAAGUUUCCGCAACCAUGGUCUCUGCUUGUGCUACUGGGGAGAGGCCAGGGGCUAAUACAGGGAUUGGGAAUGGAGUUGCCAUAGACAUUCGGUCGAGAUCAAAUGAGAAUGGAACUAGAAAAGUUGUUAUCAGCGAUGUCAAUGGGAAUGGGAUAGUCGGAAGUGAAAAUGGAAAGCAGUCGGUUCCUAGCAACAUUCCUGAAGCUCGGCCCGAUGCAUUAGUUUGCACCAAGGUGGCAGAGGCAGCCCUGGUUUCUUUGAACAACGCCCAGACCCAGACCAUCAAGGCCAACGGGAACCGAGAGAAGACAAUCACACCAACAGGCAGCCACGCUCGGAUCGGUCUCAGUGAAAAACUGGGCAUGAAACAGAGCCCCAAACGUAAACCUUACAAAAAUGGAAAGGUUGACUUGGAUACUUGCAAGCUAAAUGGCAAAAUGCAUCUGGAGUAUGAUGCUCACUGGCGCUGGGUGCAGUCACAAGAAGAUGUGACGUUUUUGUGAAACUACUGACCAGUUUACUUCUGAUGAUGUCUAGAAAUGGCCAGUGGGUUGCUAGAAGACUGACUGCAAAGGAAAAACGUGGACACUUUGGUGUCAAUUGGAUCAAUACACACUAAGGGAUUUCGAUGAUUGUCAGUUAAACAGUAUUAAGUUAGUCUACUACAACUCUAAAAUCCUGUGCAAAAGUGUUGUGUAAGCAUUCUCUCUUUUAGUUUAUAUUUCCCUUCAAAGCACAGUGAGAUAAUCUACCAGAAAUCUGAAACGUCAACCUAUUUAUAAACAUAAAUAUUGUGAUUUUAUCUCUGACUGUCUUCAUUCGUACAACUUCUUAAUUAGUGGCACAACAACAAUUUCUCACCUUUGGGAUCACGCUGGCUAUAUUCUUUGGAUAUAGUUUCCCCUUCUUUUAAGACCACUGUGAUUUUCUGUAUCAACAGUCCAAACCAUUUCAGUGUGGGAGAAAACCAAAGUUUAGCGCUAUUGGACUACAGUACAUUUGGGUCACCUAAUUAUUGAAGUGUGUAUCCUCGUUUGUACACAGUAUAACUGAAAUAUGACAUCAGUUACAUGCUACUUGCUAAUUAACAAGUGAAACGCAUGCAUUCCACCAAUGUGUUAUGAUCUGUGAGCAUGUUUGUGUCCUGAGCUAAAAGCAGAGGGUGUCCCCCUCGUUCUCUAUACUACGUAUACACAUUAUGCAAUGCGGUGUCUAUGUGGCGCUAAAACCCUCGAGUGCUGAACCUAUCGUCUGCCAUAUGUUGAUGUCACAGUACAGCUACUCUGUACCCGUCACGACUGGUUGUAGGUGCAUUUGGAGUAUGCCUUCUUUUUGAGACCCCAAAUCUUGACCUUACGACUUCUUUAUCGCAAGCAGAUUUGUGCCUGAUUGGUGAAAACUAAAUAUACUGUAUAUGCUUGGCCUGCUCUUUCCCUCUUGAGAUGGAUGCACUGUUGCUAUGAUAGUAUCGGGUUAUCAAUGUAUUUUUGCCUGCUCCUACCUUCUGCUUAAGUGUAUAAAUGGCUAGACUAUCAA
This is a messenger RNA of Phyllopteryx taeniolatus (common seadragon), 2563 nucleotides long. It is a transcript of the gene lurap1, whose product is annotated as leucine rich adaptor protein 1. Lineage: Eukaryota; Metazoa; Chordata; Actinopteri; Syngnathiformes; Syngnathidae. The transcript is spliced from 2 exons. The record is from RefSeq and is a predicted model, not a curated record. Gene Ontology annotation, biological process: positive regulation of cytokine production; positive regulation of canonical NF-kappaB signal transduction. Bases 463 to 1530 code for a protein of 355 amino acids.